Dipodomys spectabilis (banner-tailed kangaroo rat) is the source of this 2778-nucleotide messenger RNA. Its product is annotated as nuclear pore-associated protein 1-like. Bases 1 to 2778 code for a protein of 925 amino acids. The transcript is spliced from 2 exons. Lineage: Eukaryota; Metazoa; Chordata; Mammalia; Rodentia; Heteromyidae. The record is from RefSeq and is a predicted model, not a curated record.
AUGGGAAACUUUGUCAGUAAAUCGUAUCUUGAGCUGCGCGGCCUCACCUUCCCGAGGUGGGUUCGCAGAGCAGGACCCGAGCCUGCACGCUGCCCUGUCUGUAGGAAGGUCAGGCCGGUUCCCAGGCCAGCGCCACCACCAGCCCGUCCACCUAGGGCCCCCAAGAGGAGGUGCCCUCUGCCGGAGGCCUCGGACACCACCCGGGGGCAGGGCCCUUCAGCGUCUCCAGAGCGAUCGCCAAAAAGACCUGCGCCUCUGCUGCCAACUGGAGACUCGGGGUUGGAAACCCCCAGAAGCCCAAGCACCCCUUCGGGUCAGCUCGAGUCCACACCUCGAAUUGCAACACCCAGGCCGCGCAAUCAUCUUGUGGUGCCCAAGAUGCCGUGGGACGUCCCUCUUCCUGAUUCAAGCAGCGCAGAGUUUGAAGGCCAAGAGGUUACCCAAUCUCAUGGCUGUGACAUUCCUAACUCGCAAAGCUCCACCGCAGACAAGCUGGGUGAAAACGAACCCCCGAAUGGCUCACGCUCCCAGGAGUCAGGUAAGGUGGUGGAGGGCAAAAAGCCAACCACAAGUCCACCACCAGACUCCCAGGAGUCAGCGAAGGGGGUAGUGGGUAAAAAGCUCAAAGCUUAUCCAACACAAGACUCCCAAGCGUCAGCGAAGAUGGUGGACAGUGAAAAGCCCAGAGCUCAUCUACCAGACUCUCAGGAGUCAGCGAAGGGGGCAGUGGAUGUAAAGCCCAAAGCUCGUCCACCACAGGACUCCCUGGAGUCAGUGAAGGGGGUGGCAGUUGAAACACCCACAGCUAGACCACCAGCAAGCCCUACUACCCCAAAUCUGGCAGCUCGCAGAGCAUCCAAAAGGAAAGCAGCAUUGCCAUCAGCUCUUCCUUUGCCAGAGAUUGUGCCAGUACCAAUACAGUGGGGUGGCAGUGAGCUUCCCCCACCUCCUAAACUUCCAUGCAUGGACAUGGAGAAAGACGUGGACAUUUGUAACACCACUCAGUCUAUUCACAGUAAAAUCUGUAAUACAAAAUGCUCAGGGAGGAGAACAGAAGUGACAGAUGGCAGUGACAUCAACACUGCCUCUUCUGUUCCUCCAUCUGAUUCAGAGACUUAUGUCUUCGUGACCCUGCCUACCUGCACUUUAAACAUCCCAGCUCUUCUCAACACCACUAAUGUGGAAGAGCAGGCUGCUGGGGCCAACAUUGUGCCAGCACCCUCAUCAAACUCUAACGAGGGUCUAGCACCUAAAAUCCUCAUUUCCUCUUUGGCUCCUCCUGCAGACUCUCCUCCUUUUGGUACCCCAGCUUCUCAACUAGGGGUUCUAAAUGAUAAAAAUGGAAACCAUGCUCCUUUAAUGAGAGCUGCAACUCCUACCACUUCUCUCUCCUCCAAACUUUACCUUCCUGUUUAUUCCCUUCUCCCCUGCACAAAGGAAUCUAACACUGCUACUUCUCUUGAUUCCUGUCCUCUUCCCUUCUCCACCCUUCCUGUAGUCCCACUUCCCAUUAACACUACCACCACUGAUUUGGCUACAGCCGCCCCCAGUGUAUCCUGUCAUGUGAGCCUGCAGCCGGCCACAGAUGAAGAUAUUGUUCAGAUGGAUACCACACCUCCAUCUGCAGCCGUCAUUUACUCAUCUCCCCAAGUCUCCACCACUGACUCCUGUGCAUUGCUUCAGGCUCCCAAUAGCUUGCAACAGGGAAACUUUAUGAAUGGGCCAGUACCCAGCGGCCCACCUAUACCUCCCCCACAACCAGUACCUCAGGUUCCCUAUGGCCUGCAACCAGGACACUUGCCGAAUGGGCCAGUGCCCACCAGCCCACCAGUACCCCAGGCGCUCUGCAGUCCGCCUCAGGGCCAUGUCACCGUGGGCCCAGACCCCACUGCCCCUGCAACACCCUAUACCUAUCCAGUUCCCCAAAUCCCCUGCAGUCUGUACCAGGGGCAACUUGGGAUGGGGCUAGCCCCCACCAACCUACCUCCUACCAGGGGGUCCUGUUCUUCCCAAACCUUGGUCCCUCAAAAUGAUCACUAUUCCACCAAUUCCAUCACUGUUGUGCAACCACAGCACACAGUGUCACAUAGUGACUCUAUUUCCAGCAAGCAAUACCCCCACAAUCAGUUUAUACAGUCUCAGCACAUGCAGGGACCCAGCCCAAAUACUGGCCAUCCAUCUAGUGCUAGUGCCCUUCCACACCCCACACUUGGGGUUUUCAGUGGACUACCUGAUAACAAUUACUCUCUGAGCCAACCAGUACCCUUCCAAACACCAGUUAUUGACCUAACUGUGCCUACAAUGCAACCACCUAAUGACUCUGUCAAUGUGAUCCCUCUUGUGCAGCAGUUGCACAAUCCCUGUCUUCCGAUAUGUUAUGGACCUCGGGUUCUUCCCAGUAUGGAGCAAGCAAUUGUCCCUAUUCCUGAAAAUUGUUCUUCCACACCAACGAAACUAUUCAUGGACAAUGAUAUGAUGGAUACAACACCUCCUUCAGAGGCUUCAAUCUAUCCAUCUCCAACCGUCUUGACAAACAACCUCUCUGUAGUGAACCAGGACCAUUCUGCUCCUGCCCAUGUGCCACACAGUGGCAUUAUUUCCAGCAACCAAGACUCCCACAGUCAGUUUAUACAAUCCCAGAACAUGCCGGGGCCUAGCCCACACACUGGCCAUCCAUCUAGUGCUGGUGCCCUUCCACACCCCACCGUCGGGGUCUUCAAUGGACAACCUGACAGUUUGUCUCUGAGCCAACCAGUACCCUUACAAACACAUUAUUGA